UGGAUGCUCUCCGGUUGCGUUUGGAAGAGAAGGAAACCAUGUUGAACAAAAAGACGAAACAAAUCCAGGAUAUGGCUGAGGAGAAGGGGACACAAGCUGGAGAAAUACAUGACCUCAAGGACAUGCUGGAUGUGAAGGAGCGCAAGGUUAAUGUUCUUCAGAAGAAGAUUGAAAAUCUUCAAGAACAGCUUAGAGAUAAGGAAAAGCAGAUGAGCAGCUUGAAAGAACGAGUCAAGUCCUUGCAGGCUGACACCAGCAACACUGACACUGCCUUGACAACUUUGGAGGAGGCCCUUGCAGAGAAAGAGCGGACAAUUGAACGCUUAAAGGAGCAGCGGGACAGAGAUGAGCGGGAGAAGCAAGAGGAAAUCGAUAACUACAAAAAAGAUCUCAAAGACUUGAAAGAAAAAGUCAGCCUAUUGCAAGGCGACCUCUCAGAGAAAGAGGCGUCACUCUUGGAUCUGAAAGAGCACGCUUCUUCCCUGGCCUCCUCAGGAUUGAAAAAGGACUCACGGCUCAAGACUCUAGAGAUUGCUUUGGAGCAGAAGAAGGAGGAGUGUCUGAAAAUGGAAUCACAGUUGAAAAAGGCACAUGAGGCAACAUUGGAAGCCAGAGCUAGUCCAGAGAUGAGUGACCGAAUACAGCAAUUGGAGAGAGAGAUUACCAGGUACAAAGAUGACUCUAGCAAGGCCCAGGCAGAAGUUGACCGCCUCUUGGAAAUCUUGAAGGAGGUGGAAAAUGAGAAGAAUGACAAAGACAAGAAGAUAGCUGAAUUGGAAAGGCAAGUGAAAGACCAGAAUAAAAAGGUAGCAAAUCUGAAGCACAAGGAGCAGGUGGAAAAAAAGAAGAGUGCACAGAUGCUAGAGGAAGCUCGACGGAGGGAGGACAAUCUCAAUGACAGCUCCCAACAACUGCAGGACAGUCUCCGUAAGAAGGAUGACAGGAUUGAAGAGCUGGAAGAAGCACUAAGAGAAAGUGUACAGAUAACUGCAGAGCGAGAAAUGGUGCUAGCCCAAGAGGAAUCAGCCAGGACCAAUGCUGAAAAACAGCUGUUGAGUGAGAUAUUGCAUGAGACCAGUCAUUUGGGCUUUAAGUGGUUCAAGGUGGAGGAGUUAUUGAUGGCCAUGGAGAAAGUAAAGCAGGAACUAGAGUCCAUGAAAGCAAAGCUGUCCUCCACCCAACAGUCUCUGGCAGAAAAGGAAACUCAUUUGACCAAUCUUCGGGCAGAGAGAAGGAAACACUUAGAGGAAGUUCUGGAGAUGAAGCAAGAAGCCCUAUUGGCUGCCAUUAGUGAAAAAGAUGCCAAUAUAGCUCUUUUGGAGCUUUCAUCCUCUAAGAAAAAGACCCAAGAGGAAGUGGCUGCACUAAAGCGUGAGAAGGAUCGUCUGGUGCAGCAGCUCAAACAGCAGAUUCCUAUUACAGCAGGCACUAAAGAUAAUUUUAUUAAGAGAUUUCCAGUUAUUCAUGGUUGG
This is a messenger RNA of Galeopterus variegatus (Sunda flying lemur), 1472 nucleotides long. Its product is annotated as ELKS/Rab6-interacting/CAST family member 1-like. Gene Ontology annotation, cellular component: cytoskeleton of presynaptic active zone. Gene Ontology annotation, biological process: regulation of synaptic plasticity; neuromuscular synaptic transmission; maintenance of presynaptic active zone structure. The annotation marks the transcript as partial. Gene Ontology annotation, molecular function: structural constituent of presynaptic active zone. The record is from RefSeq and is a predicted model, not a curated record. NCBI's taxonomy places the organism in Eukaryota, Metazoa, Chordata, Mammalia, Dermoptera, Cynocephalidae. The transcript has 11 exons.